This is a messenger RNA of Coccomyxa subellipsoidea C-169, 1386 nucleotides long. Its product is annotated as glycoside hydrolase. The record is from RefSeq and is a predicted model, not a curated record. The coding region runs from base 1 to 1386 and encodes 461 amino acids. Lineage: Eukaryota; Viridiplantae; Chlorophyta; Trebouxiophyceae; Coccomyxaceae. The transcript is spliced from 6 exons. Gene Ontology annotation, molecular function: hydrolase activity, hydrolyzing O-glycosyl compounds.
AUGUUAACCUGGAACCUGAUGAACGAGCCGCGCAACGAGCACAAGAAGGGCGCAGCGGAGCUGCAGAGCUGGAUCAAGAAGGUUGCGCCGUUUGUGAAGCGGCAGGCGCCGAACCAGCUGCUCACUGUGGGCACCGAGGGAUUCUACCAGGCCUCCAAUUGCGCUGCCAGCCAGCUCAACCCGGUGCCAACCGGCUGGCCGUUCGCGACGGGGCAGGACCAUCUGCCCAACCACGCGCUGGCCGCCAUCGACUAUGCAGGCAUUCACCUGUGGCCCGACGUGUGGAGCCGCGACGACCGCGCAUGGGGCUUGCGAUGGAUCCAGGCCCAUGCUGACAACGCUGCGCUGCUGGGCAAGCCACUCGUCGUUGAGGAGUUCGGCAAGUUUGUGGGCGGCAUUUAUGACAGGCAGCACACAGAGACAGCGGGCCGCCAGCUGGCGUACUACAAGAAGGUGUACGAGGAGGUGGGCAAGUCGCUGUUCGGCAGCGGAGCCAUCAAGGGCAUCCUGUUUUGGCGCUGGAAGGCCGCCGAUCCCACCAUUGUGCUCGGCACUGACGACCAGGCCGCAACACUUGACACGGACGGCAAGGUCUUCCAGCAGGUGAUAGCGCCCUUCAGCGCGCGCGUCGCCAAGGCAGCCUCGGACCCCAAGCGGCCGGUGGUCAAGGGCUGCGUGGCAGCCAACCUUGUUGCCACACCAGCCACCCUCGUCACGGGCUCUCAGCCGCAGCUGCAGCCGGCGCCAUCUGCAGCCAAGUCUGGCGCAGCAGUCCAGUCAGCCCCCAGCGCUGCAGGCUCAUCGGCGAAUGCAGCAAAGCUUGCGGCGGCGGUCCAGUCCUUACUUGCAGCCCAGUUAGCGCCUGCGGCCAAAUCUGGCGCAGCAGUCCAGUCAGCACACACCGCGGCGAUCCAGUCAGCGCUCGGGCCUGCCUUGGCCAAAACUGGCGACGGCCUUCCUGUGCUUGCGUCAGCGCCCGCUCAGCCUGCUCCGGUCCAGUCAGCAUCUGCGGUGCAGCCCGCUGCGGUCCUGCAGGCUUUGGGGGCCCAGUCAGCAGCAAAGGGAACGGCAGCAGACGCGGCCGGAGAGGCAGCAGCUCUGCCGGUCUCUGAUCAGCCGGUGCAGACGGUGGCUACUCCUGCCACGCUCGUGCUGCCGGCAGCGGCGGCUGGGCGGAAGCUGCGGGCGGCAGCUACCGCGCAGCUGCCGGCAGGCGUUCAGGAGGAAACUGCAAAUGAAGCUGAUGACCUGGCGGCAGUGGAGCAAACCAUGCAGCUGUCCACCUUCUCGACACCACCAGGAGUCACGCCUGAAAAUAUCAACUCCAAAGUCGUGUGUGCAGCUGCAGCCGAGCAGGCCCCAGCAGCAGCUGCAGUCGCCGGAUGA